AUGUCGAGCAUUCCAGAAGAGAUGUACCAUGAAAUCCUUUUAAGGUUACCAGUGAAAUCAUUACUUGUAUGUAAGUCUGUUUGCAAGAAUUGGUAUGCCCUAAUCUCUUCCUCUGAUUUUGUUAAUACCCAUAUUACUAUGCAGAAAAACAACCCUAGUCUCAUGCUUGACGGUCUUGCCAAGUUUAGCGGAAAUAAUAUACUUCACUCCAUAAGUUAUGAUUCAGUAUAUGAAAUUAAAGAUGAUCGUAUGGAAAUGGAUAUCCCAUUCAAAUCUUCAGUUGAUGAUGUUCAAUUGUUGGGUUCAUGUAAUGGUCUGGUUUGCAUAUGGUUGUUUGAUCAUGAAGGUCAUAGAGAUUGUAUUUGUCUUUGGAACCCAGGUACAAGAGAAUAUAAAGUUAUACCCAAAUCACCAAGUGUAUUUUAUAGCUGCGAUGUAUGUGCAUUUGGGUAUGAUCGCAGGACUGAUGGUUAUAAGUUGGCAAUAGGUAUAACAGCUUGUGGAACCAAGGAUAGUUCUCUAGUCCAAGUCUACACGUUAUCAUCAAAUUCAUGGACAAAGGGCCAACUUGUACCUUACAAGUUUCCUUCUACAUACAAAUCUGGGGUGCUUGUUAAUGGAGACCUUCAUUGGUUAGCUAUAGCACAAGAUAACAUUAUCUUACUCUCUUUGGAUAUCGGUGAGGAGAGUUUCAAAGAACUGCAACUACCAGUGGAGAAGGAUCAGCAUCCGCGUAUGAUCCUGGGAGAGUUGGAAGGGUGCCUUUGCAUACUUGUCAGCUCAUAUGGCGUUAAGACUCAUGUUGAAAUCUGGAAGAUGCUGGAUUAUGGAGUUCGAGAAUCUUGGACUAAGUAUCAUGUCAUUUCCCAUGAGACUAUUGUAGCACACCAGUUUCUUUUGAGGCUCAUCAGGUCUUUCAAGAAUGGCGAGAUUCUGUUCUUGUGUUGCGAUAUUCUAGUUUUGUAUGACCUGAAAAACGGGAGUGUUAGCGGGGAAUUAUUUUGA
Papaver somniferum (opium poppy) is the source of this 1005-nucleotide messenger RNA. RefSeq names its product F-box/kelch-repeat protein At3g06240-like. Lineage: Eukaryota; Viridiplantae; Streptophyta; Magnoliopsida; Ranunculales; Papaveraceae. The record is from RefSeq and is a predicted model, not a curated record. Bases 1 to 1005 code for a protein of 334 amino acids. Gene Ontology annotation, molecular function: protein binding. The transcript has a single exon.